Rattus norvegicus (Norway rat) is the source of this 19055-nucleotide messenger RNA. The record is from RefSeq and is a predicted model, not a curated record. Lineage: Eukaryota; Metazoa; Chordata; Mammalia; Rodentia; Muridae.
GAUUUGUGAGACAGUCUUGCCUAAGCUUUGCCUAGGACCUCAUAAUUAUAUUACAUUGUAUACAUUAUAUACAUUAAGUACACUAAUGCAUUCCGCUAGUGUUAAACAAAAGUAGUGGGGUUGGUUUGAUAUGGAAUUGAAGUGGCAGAGGGCAUUUUGGAUGCUGGUCACUUGAGAAGAUUUAUUCAGUAAAUGCGGCUUCUUCAGUCCUCCAGCCUGACCUAUACCAGGAUGGAGCUGCGUCUCCUCUCUAAGGCACUACAGUGUGCUCACACACAUGAAGUAAAUAAGUAAAUCUUUAAAUAAAACAAAGUGUUUUAACUGCAUGGCAUCUGAGACGAGGGGUGGAUUGGGUGGCCGCUUGUGGAGUCGCACGCAGCUCCCACUGCAUGCUGGGGGCAGAGAGGUGUGAGCAAAGUCAGGCGGAUCAGCCUCAUGCCCCACCCGAUGGCUCAUCCUGGCAUGGUAGGCUCUGCGUGUGUCAUCGGCGUAUGUGGGCUGAGCAGCAUGAAAGCAUGCCACCUUUCCUUUGGGGAUAUACAGAGCAGUGACAUAAACAGUGGACCUGCGCCCUUCCACAGAGCGCAAGUGCCUGUCAAGUCUGCCUGUGUGUAGGGCUCUCUGUCCCCAGCUAAGGCUUCUGGUGAAUGAAACCAACUGCAACUUUGUAUUUAAGCGUCCUAAGGCUCAGUUGUAGAAAUCACUCUAAGCUAAAGCAGUUUAUAGAAACUAGCUAGUGUGUGGGCAUACUAAAAAGAAAGAGGCAGGCUAUAUUUAAAAAGUGAUAUGUUAACGUUUUUCUGAUUCAUGGUGCUAGAUAGGUAGAUAGACAGACAGAUCACCACACUGUUUCAUCUGAGUUUGUUUUUAGAAAUGUGCUUUGGCAAAGAGCCUUCAUCUGACAUUUAACCAAAGUACUACUGUGAAUUUGCAAUGGUGCACAUCUCUACUCGUGCAGUAGUGCAUAGCAGAGCGGCAGCCCGCUCCAGAGAUCGUGCUCUGCGGUCUGCACACUAUAAGGCUUAAGAGUGGUCACGGUUUCAGGGGUGUGGUGUUACUGUCAUGUACCCCACAGCAGCAGAUGGACCGUCACCAUCCUCAUGCACAAAGAAGAUAAUGUCACAGUGGCUUCCCCAACAGCACAGAUUUAUUGAGAACUUAGGGUGCUGGGAAGUUUCUUUUGAAUCAGCAGAGUAUGUGUAGAUUUGCCACCAUGGGAACUUCACACAGGAAGUUCAUGUAUGUAGCAUACUGGCAUUCUAUAUGCUCGAGUUCUAUCUAGAGAUUAAAUUAAAUCUAGGUGUGUCUGACUUGCUUAACGCAAGCAUGGUCUAUGAAAGUUUCACUUUAUAUGUUUAUUGCCCUUGUCAGCACUGCCUUUUUUUUUUUUUUUUUCACGGCAGUGCUGGUAUCUCCUUUUCUCAUGAUUGGGAACCAUUAGAAUGCUAAAGUGUUCUGUUGAAGUAAGAGCUUUGAAUCACCCCAAAUCAGAUAUGUAAGAUCACUGUUGUUGGGCUGGAGAGAUGGCUCAGCGGUUAAGAGCACUGACUGCUUUUGAGAUCAAUUCCCAGCAACCACAUGGUGGCUCACAGCCAUCUGUAAUGGGAUCUGAUGCCCUCUUCUGGUGUGUCUGAAGCAGCUACAGUGAACUCAUAUAAUAAAACAAAUAAAUAUUUUUUUAAAAAGAUGUCAGGAUUUAAAAAUCCUCCCUAGCAGGGUGGCAGUAGCACAUACCUUUAGUGCCACACAUGGGAGGUAGAGGCAGAUCUCUGUGAGUUCAAGGCCAGCAUGGUCUACAGACUGAGUUCCAGUAUAGCUAGGGACACACAGAAAAACCCUGUCUCUAAAAACCUAGGUAGGUAGGUAGGUAGGUAGGUAGGUAGGUAGGUAGGUAGGUAGAUAGAUAGAUAGAUAGAUAGAUAGAUAGAUAGAUAGAUAGAUAGAUAGUUUUUACUCAUUCUUCCUUUCUUGCCUAUUUCAUACUCCCUUUUAAAGUUUCAUUUACAGUCUUUGGUUUAAAGGGGGAAAGCCAAAUAUAUUGAAAAUUAAAAGCAGAGUGGUAGAGGCUCACGCUUUUGACCCCAGCCUUUGGGAGGCAGAGACAGGUGGAUCUCUGAAUUCAAGGCCAGCAUGGUCUACAGACUGAGUUCUAGGACAGAUAGGGCUACACAGAGAAAUCCUGUCCAAAAAAAAGGGGGGGGGGGGGAGAAAAGCAAGAGUGAGGCAGGAAUGGGUGUUAGUGAGUGUGUGACAUGUGUGCAGGGCAGGAAUGGGUGUUAGUGAGUGUGUAACACAUGUGCGGGACAGGAAUGGGUGUUAGUGAGUGUGUAACACGUGUGCGGGGCAGGAAUGGGUGUUAGCGAGUGUGGUAACACAUGGGCCUUGUGAUGCUCUUCUCUCUCAAGAGUACAGUUGUCCCUGAUUUGUGCAUUCUGAAACACUGGAGUCUCAGAAUGAACUGUUUUGUUUACCACAGACAUUUCCUGUCUGCCUCAGUUUCUUUUAAUGAUCGGCAGUGAUACAUAGUCUUUGAGACAUAAAUACCUUGAUUUCACAUGAUCCUGAGUCAUCGGUGGGACCUUUAUUACUGAAUUCUUCAGGUAAGAAACCUAAGGCACAGUUGACUCUUAGAGGUUACAGAUCUCCUAGGGAUGUUUGCUCACCCAUGUAGUGUCUAUACUUAACCAUCUUAAUUCCGUGUGUCUGGGUGGGACACAUGGAAAAGAUCAUCGCUUUCCCAGACCUUCCUCUGCAUUUUUCUAUUGACCACCUCUCUGGAGUCACCAAGCUAAGUUGUGACCAGUGUAUGGUUUACUGUGUUGCCUCUACCCACGUUACAGAAAACCCAACAAAUGGUGCCUUCGAUGUAGAUUCAGUGGCCCAGUUAUUGGCUGGUGUGAGGGUUGGAGAGAGGGACGUCAUAAGGAGGAGGCAGGGAAAAGGGGAAGGACAGGUGGUGGUUGGGACGUGCUUUGAAGUUGCAGAAGUGCACAGGGUCCCAGGACAGCUUGAUUUUGGAUGUCUGGCCUCCAGAACUAAAGAGAGUAAGUUUGUGUCAUAGGAUCACAAGACCCGAAAUUGAGAACACACAGUUAAGUGACAGACUGUUGGAAGGAUUGCCCCACAUCUGACUGGGGUAAAAGGCAGUCAUCCUAUUGACUCCUACGGUCGUCCAUAACCUGCCCUGCUCCUCAUAGUCAUCAACUCCAGGACCUCCUCACCUCCAUUUCCACAUCCUCCUGUCCACAGGGCCUGCUCACGUUGGUUCUUCCCGACUCUAACCUCCUGCCUGAGAUUUGCUCAGCCCCCUUCCUACAGGUCCUGACUCAAACGCCUCUGUUUAGUUUUAUUCUGUUUUUCUCUUAUGACCUAGGGCAUACAGUGGGCAUUAAAUGUGUGUUUGUUGAAUAUAUGCAGAGAUCUGGUUGAUUAAGUAGGAUGAAUUGCUAGAAAUGAUGCUUGCAUUACAGAUACAAACAAAGGUUCUGGGCACACGUGAUCAAGCCUUCUUCUGCCUGAGGUCAAAUCUGUUCAUCAGUGACCUGAGGCCAUCCUGCCCUCCAUACUCACGAAUUGUAAACAUCCCUGGCCAGCUUCGUUCAUGGACAUUCUAUUUUUUUUAAUUUGUAUGGCUUUUAUUAGGUGAAUUUGUAUUUUUAUGGUAUUUAUUAGCUUCUGCCUUUUGCCCAUUCUUUUAAUGGCAACCUGAUCUCAAUGUUUUUCCAAUUUAGUGUUGAUGUUUUCCUAAUUUAUAGAAUCCAAAUGGUCUUUGUUGUCUGUGUUGCAAAUAUUACUCCUAGCUUGUAUUUUUUUUUCAGUUUUUCUUGCCAUUCUGAAUAUGUUUGAUUUAAAUGUCUGAUAAUUUUUUUUUAGCAUCAUUUUAUCUUUUCUCUCUGGCUCAUUUGGGAAGAUCUUAUCUAGUUCUGAAAACAACUGUUCAUCUACAAUGUCAGUCAGCUUUUCUUAUGUUUAUGAUUUUUAUUUGGAAAAAUCUUAUCUUGUUUUGAAAUCACUGCCCAUCUACAAUAUUCAUCAGAUUUUCUUGUGUGUAUGAUUUGUAAUGUUAUUUAAUGUGUGGCGUGUUGCUUGUUGUAUAAACCGAAAGGGCCGUGUUCAGUUUUCUCCCGCGCCCAUGGUGCACGUGCUAUCAGUAACACCUUGAAAAUACUAAGCCUUUGUAGUUAGUAGGGUUGCUUCAAGUAUUUGAUAAAGAUAAUUUUUUUAAUGCCAGAACUCAAUUCUUAAUUAUUGUAGUUUUAAAAUAAUUUGGACUCCUUUUUCAAAAAAAAGUACUUUUGAGAGGCUAGAGAGACGGCUCAGUAGUUAAGAGCACGUGUUGCUCCUGCAAAGGUCUUAGGUUCCGUUUCCAGUACCCACAUGAAAAAAAUUCAUACACGUAAAAUAAAAAUAAAUAAAUCUAAAAUAAGUCAUUUAAAAUUAUUUUUGAAACAAGUGUGAUGGUGCACUUUAAUCCCAGCACUCCAGAGGCAGAGACAGGGGGAUGUCUGUGAGUUCAGUAUCAAUGGGCUCUACACAGUAAAUUCCAGGCCAGCCACAGCUACAUGGCUUGGGGAGGGUGUGUGUGUGUGUGUGUGUGUGUGUGUGUGUGUGUGUGUGUGUGUGUGUGUGUAUCCUCCAUUGGUUCUAAGUAAAUUCUAAGACCAUUCUGUGUCAGGUUUAGGAAUAGUUAUAGAUUUAGUGUCCUCUUGUCUUUCUUCCAUGCAAAAUAUCUUCCUGACUUCCGCAGCCUUCUGUUGAUGUCUUUGAUCUUCUGUGGGGCCGUUGCUCCUGGAAUUUAACCACACAUACUCGCCAGUAUCCUGUGAGUUGUUUUGUUUUGUUGUUUGCUUUUGUCUUGUUUUGUUUCCUCACCUCCCUGUCUUUGUCAGGCUGCUCCCUGUGCCUGUAGUAAACUUGAUCAGUGUCCUUGGCUGACAGCCCUAAAAUUGCACCUCAGUGCCUGCUUCCCCACUGUCCUGGCUUUGUGGUCUCUCAGUUGUGGUGGUCUCUCUGCUUGCUAGCUUGGGCACAUUUCAGUCACCAUGUGGAUCACAGUAUCACAGUGGAUCUCUUUCCUGAGAGCUCUGGAGAAGCAACUCUUGUGCAUUUUGUUGUCUUUUUUUUUUUUUUUUUUUUUUUUUUAGUGGUUGUGCUAGGAGUUAAACCCAGGCCUCAGACGUGCUAGGCAAGAGUUUUCCCACUGCUGUCCCUCAUCCUCCUCUCCAUUUUGAAUGUCAGUAUGGACCAUGCUACCACCUGAUAGUUUGUGAUAUGAAUGGAUUGGAGGAAAAUAUUCAAGAAUAGAAAUUUGAAAAUAGAUUGUCACGAUGAUCAUGGUGAAAGACAAAUUAGGGGCUCGACUAGGGCUGUGGCAGGAGAGACAGGGUGUGCUUGGAAAGCAGCAGGAGAAAGCGUGGGUGAGUAUGAGGAUGGGAGCGUGACUCUCUGAAACCCCAAUUUCCAACCCAGACAGCAGUGGGUGCGGGCGGCUUAGCUGUUUGUGGGAGUUCAGAAGAGGCACAAAUUUAAGGAGGAUAUGACUAGGCCGGUUUUAUUUAGUUAGCAUUUCUUUAUUUGGAAAUGGGGCAAGGCAGGUGCAUGUAUGGUUUUUGUGUGGAGGUCAGAGGAGAGCUUGAGGGAUCCCCUGGUUUGAACUGAGGUCAUCAGGCUUGGUGGUUAAUGCCUUUUUACCUGCCGAGUCAUCUCACCAUCUCCAUGGCCAAUUUUAGAUGUGUUGUGAGUUGGACAUGUCCUUAGAUAACCAAUGGAGAUAGACGACACGGAGGGGAGUAUAAACAGGCAAAUUAUACAGUUACUGUUGCAAGGAACAAUGUUUGGAGAUUGGAACAGUAUGCUACUAAUAAUUUUGGCAUGUUAACAGAUGUAUUCCAGGAAUGGGUCUGAUUUGGACUAGGAUGCAUGUAUGGUCUGCCUACGUUAAAAAAGAAAAAGAAGAAAGAAGCAUAAGGUCGGAGCGAGGUCAUUGGUGCAUAGGUGCCCUGAGAGUGGGUGCAGUUAGCACAGUGGCCUGUGGAGAGUUCUCCUUACAGGUGGGAAUCCUAACCAACCUCCGCUGUUGCUUAUCCCACUCCAGUGCACACAUCCCCCUGGCCUCGGACUGUAGCCAGAGCUUAUUGGGAGGAGUUUUGCUUGUUUUAAUUCUGGGUGCUGGAGAUAGCUCAUGGUAAGCACAUGUCCAGUAUGUACAGUGGUGGGAUUGAUCUGCAACCUGGACGGAAAAAUCUGGAGCUGCAGGUUUCUGACAAGGCCGGAGGGAGAGGAAACAGUAAAGUACGAUGGGCAGAGUGAGAAGAGCUGGGAGACUGCAGCUCACCAGAAGAGCCGGCAGGAGGUGGGCAGUGGCAGCAGCCGAAGAAGUGUCAUGACAUGAACCUGGACCCUGGACCCUGAACCCUGUUCUGGGCUGGCCAGUGCAGUUGUUUCAGAGCAGGAACCAGAGUGAAGCUGUGAAGGGUAAAGACAGGAAGAGCUACCUGCGCCCACCAUGGGACAGCCUUCCCCUGGGGGAGGAGUCCUCCUGUGUUAAGGUAGAGCCCACCGAGUCUGUGUUUUGUUGUCUGCUAGAAGGUGACACUAACGUUCAAGGGAUUUAAGAAAUGCCAGUCUGUAGUCCGCUUUCUGUCGGGAGGGAGUGCCUGUGUUGUGGUUGAGCGUCAAACCAACCACAGUAGAUUCCAGAAGAAAAGGAGAAAGAAAAGCACUACCUAGGCGUCCCUGUGUUUGGUUGGCUUGAAGUCUUAAGUUUCUUCUUUCUCUUAAGACUGGAGACGGACAUCUUGAAAAGAAUAUGAACGUAUCUUCUGGUUGCUCCGCUUUCUUAAAAUGUCAAGGAUAAAAUGUUGAUAAUCCAUCAAACUAGAUUUUCAUGGGCUGGUAACUGCAUCUUUAUUAAAAGGGGUAGAAACGAACAGUUCAGGUUACAGGUUACAUUCCUGUAAAUGUGUGGUGUGAGUGCGCAUCCACAUGUGGUGUCAUACACAUUGGAUGGGAAACAGGAGUUUUAUUGUUGUUGGUUUUGAGACACUUUCUCUGGAUAGACCUAGCUGGUCCUGAACUCACGAUCCUCUUGCCUCAGUGUCCCAGGCACUAGCACCACAAGCAUGUGGUCUUAGUUAUGGUUUCCAUUGCUGCAAUGAGACAUCAUGACCAAAAGCAGGUUGGGGAGGAAAGGGUUUAUAUUUGGCUUACACUUCAGAUCACAGUCCAUCACUAGAGGAAGUCAGAUCAGGAACCUGGAGGCAGGAGCUGGUGCAGAGGCCAUGGAGGGUGCUGCUUACUGGCUUGCUCCCAUGGCUCGAUCUCUUGUAGAACCCAACUAGACCAGGGAUGGCCCCACCCACAGUGGGCUGGGCCCUCCCCAUCAGUCACUAAUUAACACCUUACUGGCAUGUCGGCAGCCUGAUCUUAGAGAGGCAUUUUCUCAAUCGAGGUUUCCUCCCCUCAGAUGACUCUAGCUUGUGUCAAGUUGAGAUAAAAUUAGCCAGCACAAAGUGUGUACCAUCAUGCCUGGCAAAAGCAAAUUUUUAAGAAAAAAGAAGAAAAGUUUUUGAAAAGCAUUUAAGACAGCGCAGCAACAUUACAAUAGCACAUUGCCUUGUUUUCUUUCUGCUCCUUCUGUCUCACAGAAAUUUUUGUAAAUUUACUUCCUCAGAGGGGAAAAAGCAAGGACACAAGCAGGAGAAUGGGAAAUGCUUCAUGGCUCUGAGAGGCCUCAGCAUGCUCUGAGGAGGAGAGGCCUCAGGCGUGCUGUGGGGCGAACAAAAGGCUGUUGUGAACUGUGGGCAAGAGCUGGUGAGAGUUUGUAUUCUGUGGGAGUUAUUUCCUGUUGUUGACUAGAGUUCUUUAUUUAGAACCACCUAGCUUCGAAUGCCUGCUAGCUUGCAGAGAAGCGUGUACUUAGGCUUGUUUCAAGACAGUCUCUUUGAAAAUGAGUCACACUACUCAUACGCUCCGACAACAUGAUGUGCACAGACAUCAAGAUCGGGUGUCAGUGUGCACAAAGGAAGAGCCCGGUGCAGUGAGUGGCUACCUGAAUAUCCCUGAGAAAAAUACUGGGUAUAUGCGAGGGGGAUCUGGGGGUGGGGGCUGGUUUCCAUUUUAAAACAACAUAUCGGAUCUAGUGGCAAGUAUCUGUAGUCUCAGCCACUCUGGAGUCUGAGGCAGGAGGACAGCAAGUUUUAGGCAAGCCAUGACAACUUAGCAAGACUAUCUCCAUACUAAAAUGUCAAAGACAGUAGAUGACAGAGAUUCAACCCAACAGCAAAGUGCUUGCCUAUUUUUGUGUGGCCCUUGGUCCAACUCCAGAGCAACAAGACAAAGUAAAUAAGGAGAUAAAAGAAUAGAUGUAUAUGUUAAAUAAAUUCUUUGGAGUCUUGAGAAGAUAGCCAAAUGGCCUUCAUAUUUCGAGAAAGUUUAGGAUCUUUCUGGCAUGGUAGACAUUAGCUAGCAAUCAAGAAAUGAGCCCUGUCGGACUCCCUUCUCCUUAAGAACUUCAGGUUGCUGUAACAUUGCCGUGAGCUUUAUGCAUAUUCUUUUUUGAACCAGGGUCUCACUACGUAACUCAGACCUUGAACUUGGCACCUUCAUGUCUCGAGUCAGGCACUCAGAUUACAGACAUGUGACACCAUGCUUCCUGCUCGGCCCUUUAUUAAGAAUAUAAUUAUACUUUUAAUGUAAGACAAUACCUCAAAACUAACCAGAGAGACAAUUACCAUAAAGUCAUGGGAGAUAAUGAGAGUCUACAUAUGUCCAGUAUUCGUUAUUUUAUUUUUAUGUGUAUGUAUGUCUGUGCACACAUAUGUGCAUGGUGCCUUUGGAGGUGAGAAGAGGGCAUCAGAUCUGGGAACUGGAGUCAGAAGGUAACUGUGAGCCAUCGCGUGGGUGCUGGGAACUGAACCUGGCCCUGCCAUGACAGCAACAGGCUCUUAACCGCCAGGCUUCUCUCUGGCCCCGUCCUGGCUUUAACAGACACCGGAGACUGCAGGUAAAAGUCUCCUAUGAGUUCGGCAUCAUGGGAUUCAUAAAGAAAAAGGAGAAGAAAAUGUAUGUCUAAUUUAUUCUGAAACAAUAAAUUAGAAUUUUUAAAUUGUAACACAUUUUUUUGGUUUUGAUGUUUUUAAAAGAAAUCAAACUCUCUAGACUCUGUGUGUGUUUCCUCAACUCUCCCCCUCUCCUUAACAGUGGCCACUGUUUUCCUGAACUCUCUAUCUGUCCUAUAACUCAUAUGGUCCCCAUGUAUGCCCUUGUAAGACAGUACAGCGCAUGCUUCGGCGUGCUCGGUUUUGAGGCAGAGUCUCACUGUGUCCCUGGCUGGCCUGGAACUCACAGAGACCCACCUGCUUCUCCCUCCCCAAUGCUAGGGAGUGCUAAAGGCAUGUGCCACCACUUUAUAUAAUACUGUCUACGGGCGGAGUUAUAUAGGUACAUCUUGUAGCCUGCUUUAUUGUCUUGAGCUGUUUUUUUUUUUUUUUUUUUGUUCUUUUUUUUUUCCGGAGCUGGGGACCGAACCCAGGGCCUUGCGCUUCCUAGGCAAGCGCUCUACCACUGAGCUAAAUCCCCAACCCCGAGCUGUUUUUUUUUUUUUUUUUUUUUUUGAGAAUUGAUAUAUGUUGAUAUGUGUGUGAUGUUAGUUCUUCGAAAGUGUUGAGGUGUAUAGAUUUGCCCUCAUCUUGAGGAAUCUUAAUGCUGUUUCCAGUAUUUGCUGUUCUAAGUAGUGAAUUGGUUUUUGUCUUUUUUUUUUUUUUUUUAUUUUAAACUCUUGUGGCUCCAUGGCGAUAAAAACAAAAUUUUCUAGACUCUGGACAUAGCUCUUCCAUCAAGAACUCUUCAAGAGAACUAAUGCCCAGUGCCACAGGAGUCCAUUAGAGUCUUGUCCUGUAGUUAAAUAUUUGCCAGAGCAUCACUGGCUUUACACCGUCCUGGAGACCCGAGGGUAUGCUUUCUAAGUCAUUUUCUGUAGGACUUACUUUUCUGUUGAACACUACUUAAAGGCUUACAUGUGUGUAGGUAUGAGUGUGCCCCUCAGCUUAUAACUGAGUCAUUGCCAAUUGUUUCCAAAGUGUGUGUGUGUGUGUCCCCGUCUGUCCAGGUUGACACUGCAAUGUCCUCAGUCCCUGUUACCGUAUUUGUCUGCAUGUGUAUGUGUGGUAUGCAUCUGUGUAUUUCACGUGUGCAGGUGCAUGUGUGGGCACAUGUGGAGACUUGAAGUUGAUGUUCAGUCUUCCUUGGUCACUUCCUAAUUUGUACAUGGAGACAGGGCCUCUCACACAACUCAGACCUUUCAUCUAGCUGGUCUAGCUAUCCGACUUACCCUGGGUAUUUCCUGUCUCUGCCAUCAAGCGCUGAGAUUUUCAGUGGCCGUCUCUAACACCUGCUCACUUUCCAUGGGUUCAGAGGACCCAGGCUCUCUUCACACACGUCACCUGCCUGUCCUUCCUGUCCUUCCACCAUAUACUUUUUUCUCUGGAGACAGGCUUCCUCUGUGUAGCCCUGGCUGCCCUGAGAUUCACUCUGUAGACCAGGCUGGCCUCAAACUCACAGAGAUCCACCUGCCUCUGCCUCCUGAGUGCUGGGGUUAAGGGUCUGUGCCACCACGCCUGGCUCCUCCACCUUUUCGAGAUAAAUCCUCUCUCUGAACCCGAAGCCCUGUUUCGCCUAGACUAGCUGGUCAGAGGUCCAGGGACCCACAUGUCUAGAGGCGCCCACUGCUGGAGCUGUGCAGAGGCAGAGGGAGGACACAUCCCAGACCAUCUGGGGAUCUGAAGACAGCCCUGUGCUUUACCCUCGGAGCUGUCCCCUCAGAUCCAGCACUCUUUUUCCUGUCAUAAUCGUUUAUCAGAAUAUGAUUUUGUUUUUUGGUUUUUCCGUUUGUUUGUUCGUUUGUUUGUUUGUUUGCCUUUAAUCCCAGCACUCAAGAGGCAGAGGCAGGUGGAUUUCUGUGAGUUCAAGACCAGCCUUGUCUACAGAGGGAGUCCCAGGAUAGCUAGGGCUAUAGAGGGAGAUCCUGUCACAAAUAAAACAAAACUGACUAACAGACAGACAGACAGAAAGCUAAUUCAAGAAUUCCUUAUGGAUUCUGAGUACUUUGUCCAGUGUGUGGACCUCAUAUAUAAUUUGAUAAUCCUUACCUUGCCUUUAACUUCAGAGUUAAGUUACUUUGUUUAAUGGAUACUUAGCUUUCAAUGUGACCAGAGUUAUUGAUUGUUCAACCUGUAGUUUGUGCUUUGACUAUCUUUUUUUCUUUUUGAAGUUGUACAUAAAUGACUCAUCCAAGGAGACAUUAAGAAGGGACUUUACAGAUGGGACAGUUGGGACAUGGAACACCAGUGAUAACAGGAAGCAGCUACUGACUGUCUAUCCAAAGUGGAAGCAGGGAGGAAAUGGUUUUGCGUGGGUAAAGCCUCCAGAAAACACAGGAGGAAUUGACGGCCUGAUGGAAGGCCACACAGAAGCAACUGUGGUUAUGGAAAUUCCAAAUAUGAAAAAAUUAUAAAUUAAAGGCUUUCAAUUUCAAGCAAAGGACUAGGAUUACAUUUUAUUUUAUUUUAUUUUAUUUUGAGACAGGGUCUCUGUGUAGCUUAGAGCAGCCUAAAUUUUUACUAUGUAGACCAGGCUGACUGGUCUGAAACUCAUGGAGAUGCUCCUGCUGCCCCUUGUGCCAAGGCUGGAACAAAGAAAGCUGAGGUUAGUGUGUGCUGGCUGAAGGCCUUGCCACCAUCCCCACCUGCCCGUUGUUAAACAACAAUUCUACACGCAGUACCAAGGAAAGGUAAUGUCGGGAUGGGGAUGCGGCUUCAUGGCUGGCAGCUCACCUCGUCAGCAUGCGUGAGACCCUGGGUUCUGUCCCCAUAGCAGUGGGAGGGACCUGUAUCCUUGCCUGUGUUUCCCACAGACAUGCCCAUUAAAGUCUUGAAUUUUCACCUUCUCAAAGCAGAAAUGUUAUAGUCAUGGUUUAAAAAGAUGAUUUUAAUAUAUCAUCUUAUAAGCAUUGUGCUGUUCUUGCUCAAAGGGUCUCUUUCUUUACAAUUUCCAUUUGUUUGUUGUUGAGAUGCAGGGUCUUUACAUGUGCCCCAGGCUGCCUUACUCUCCUGGGCUAAGGUAUCCGUAUCCGCCUGCUUUUUACUUCCUUGUGGCUAAGACCAUAGGUAUGCCCUAUGGAUGGUGUGCCCUCCCACAUCCAUCUCUCAUAGGUGCUUAGAAGAUGACUCCAGACAGUUACUACGGUGGAUAUAAAACUAUGAUAGAAAAUACAAUUUAGUCUAGCUAAUCAGUAAAUGUACUUGAUUUUAGAACACAAGAGACAUCUGGCAUUAGAGUAACGCUUUGACAAAAAUAUUAUUUCUAUCAUUUAGGCAAGUUCUCUUUGCAAUUAAAAUUGACAGCUAGUUUUGUUGCUGUUGUUGUUUUUGGACAGGGUCUCACUGUAGCUCUGGCUACCCCGGAACUCACUGUGUAGGUCAGGCUGGCCUGAAGUUGAUUGCUGAUUUUUAUAGCAUGUUUGAUUACUGGCAUCUAAUUUUUUUGAGAUUUAUUUCUUUUCAUUUUAUUUGGAUGAGUGUUUUGAAUGAGAGUCUGUGCAGCAUGUGUAUGCCUGGUAGCCUCCUGAGGUCAAAGACAGUCUGGGAUCCCCUGGUACUGCUGUUACUGAUGGCUGUGGGCUGCCGUGUGGGUGCUGAGAACUGAACCUAGGUGCUCCUGAAGAGCAGCCAGUGUUGUUAACCAUCAGCCCCCUCUCCAGCCCCUGAAUGCUAUGUCUGUAUAUAUGACUUACCAAGUAGGACGUCUACAUGUGUUAACAUUCAAAGUGUACUUUGUAAGUGCAGUUAAUUCCUUUAACUAGGUUCAACUUGAAUUAGAUAGUACAGAAAUGCUAAAAAGUAGUCAUGAAUACAAUAUUAUAUUACAGUGGUGAUCUGUAGUCACGGUAGUUUGAAAACGCUGUGUGAGUAUUUAAGCUUAUAUACAAAAAAAAUGCAUGUACACACAAACACAUACAUGCGCAUGCGCAUGCACACACAUUCAUUCACACACGUGUACACAGUUGGAACAGGACAAGAAAUGGUCUGUAGUUGUUUAUUUGGGAGCAAAAGUAGCAGGAAUAUAUAAGCCCUUAAGUUUAAAACUCGGCUGUGAAAAUAUUACUACCCAUUUGUUAAUAAAUGUAUAUCUAUAAAGGAUUAACCCUGUGAUUUCUCCACUUCUUCCAGUCCUUAGGAAGUACACACUUAGUGACACUUCCUAUGCCACAUGCUGUCUAGUGGUGGCCACAUGGAGGCUAGUGAUGGGGUGACAGACAGGAAGGCUAGUUUGUGAGCAGCUUGGAGAUUAGUGAAGGGCUGGUGGGUGUGCUGAUGAUGAUUUGUGCUGUGCUUGGGGUUGUUUAUUCUAUGGGUUAAAAUAAGGCCAAGGACAGACAGGGUUGGAGUUUUUGGUAAGAGAAAUAAUUGUUUUUUAUCUAUGCCCAGUCUGUGUUUGGGUCUCAGUGACGCCUAGUGCUGGCAUGCAUCAUUUCCGUCUGUCCUUAUACCCUAACUCGGGCUCUCCUCCUUCCUGAGCAAAAAGCACCUUGCUUCUCAAGGUGCCUUCUUGCUUCCAGAGAUCUUCAACGAAGGGUAGGCCAUGCAGGCUUGAGGUCAUCUUUGUCCCUGGGUGUCAGCUUGUUAAAGAGUUGAGUGUCAGGCCCUCCUGAUUUCCUUUCCUCCUCGUGCAGACACGGAGAGCUGCACCUGCCCUGUGUGUGGUCGAGCAGUGUGCUGUGAAGAUCAGCAGCCAGGUCCGUGAGGGAAGCCUGGGGAAAUGCCCUACUCUUCUCCAGACUUUGAGACCAGAAGAUGGUUUGAGUGAUUGUCUGGACAUGAAAAGAUAUAUGUUGGGUAAAGGAGGAAAGCGGAAGUUUGACGAGCAUGAAGAUGGGCUGGAAGGCAAAGUCGUGUUCCCCUCCGAUGCUCCAUCCAGGGUGUCUUACACCUUACAGCGCCAGACUAUCUUCAACAUUUCCCUUAUGAAACUGUAUAACCACAGGCCUCUGACAGAGCCCAGCUUGCAGAAGACUGUCUUAAUUAACAACAUGUUGAGGCGGAUCCAGGAGGAACUCAAGCAGGAAGGCAGCCUGAGGCCUACAUUCACCCCCACUUCCCAGCCCAGCGACUCACUGAGUGACAGCUACCGGGAGGCCCCACCUGCCUUCACCCCCCUGGCCUCGCCUCCUGCUCACCCCUGUGACCUAGGAAGCACUACACCCUUGGAGGCCUGCCUCACCCCUGCCUCGCUGCUCGAGGGCGACGAUGACACUUUUUGCACUUUGCAGGCUGUGCACCCUGCGGCUCCCACCAGACUCUCUUCUCCAGCUCUCUCAGCAGAGAAGGACAGCUUCUCCUCCGCCUUGGACGAGAUCGAGGAGCUCUGUCCUACAUCUACCUCCACAGAGGCUGCCGCAGCAGCAGCCCCUGAGGGCUCGAAAGGAACCUCCAGUGAGACCAGUGUCCAGAAACCCGAGGGGCCCCAGGAAGGCCGCACAGACGACUCAAGAUUCAUGGACUCUCUGCCUGGGAAUUUUGAAAUAACAACGUCCACGGGUUUCCUGACAGACUUGACCCUGGAUGACAUCUUGUUUGCUGACAUUGAUACAUCCAUGUAUGAUUUUGACCCCUGCACAUCUGCAUCAGGGACAGCCUCAAAGAUGGCCCCUGUGUCAGCUGAUGACCUCCUCAAGACCCUGGCUCCCUACAGCAAUCAGCCUGUUGCCCCAAGUCAGCCUUUCAAAAUGGAUCUCACAGAGCUGGACCACAUCAUGGAGGUACUUGUUGGCUCCUGAGAUCUGGGGCCCCUUGACCUGCGCCCAGGCAGGCCCUGCACCCUUGUAGCCCCAACAGUUUCUCCGCACUGUGCAUGGACCCUUGCUUGCCUUUUUCAGAGAAAAAGAAAAUUUUACAAAAGGAUCACACUAGUAUUUUCUUCAAGCAGAGUUGGAGUGCCUUCAUUCGAGUAUGACCACUUUAACACACUCUUCUGAGUGGGUUCCUCAGAGACCUGCUGCCCUGGCGUAGGAGAGAAGACUUUGGAAGACUGUUGCUAAUGUUGAAAGGUGAACAUGAGCGGUUCAAGUGAAGCACAAGGAUUAAGUUGGAAAAGCUGUAAAUUGCAUGUGCAUAUUUGUCUAUUUUUUCUAUAAGUUUUAUUGCAAGAGGUAAAAAAAAAAAGAAUAUAUAUCUAUAUUAUUUGGAUAAUCUCAGUACUUUCUCUGGCGUUUUGCCCUGUGUAAGUUGACUUGGCAACUCGGCCUUUUUAGAGGCAUUAACUACUCCUAAGUGUUGCAUUCACAUGGCUGUUUAGAAAACUGCUACCCAAAUUUAUUUUAUAUUUUUGUACAGAUUCUGCAGUUUAUGAUAUUGUUUUUCUAAAAACAAAUGCUGUUUAUACAUAUGAAAUAGCUAUUUUGAUAGGAUUUGCUCACACAGUUCCUGCAAACGUGAGAUGUACAAGGUGCACUUGUACUUUUAUAGACUCGUAAUGUUUUAUAUGUGUAUGGUGCAAGAGAGAAUCGGAUCACGUCAAUCUGCAGUUGAUGUCCCCAAUGCAAAUACAAUACACACAGCGCUUUAAUAAAGGGCCAGGUGAUCUGACACCCAAAUUUCACAAGCACCAGCCCCUGGCAAGGUCACCCGCCAGCACUGUGACUUCCAAAGCCAGAGCCCUGUCUGCUCAUCAAACUUGCAUUAAGCAGUUGGCGGGGAGGUGGUUGUGUAUCUGGGGUGGGGGAGGGGUAGGUUGACGUGACUACUCCUUAGCUCCCUCUUUUGAGCAGAGGCUGCAUCGUCUUCUUUAAGAAUGGACUCAGCAGGAUGUGGUGACACACCCCUGUAAACCCUGCAUUUGGGAGGCAGGGGCAGUGGAUUUUUCUGAGUUCUAGUCUAGUCAGAACUGUACAGUGAGAACCCUGUCUCAAGGUGGUGGUGGUAGUUGGGGGCAGCAGGGGGAUAAAAACAAAACAAAACUGUAUUUAUGCCAAGUUGCUGUUUUAAUUGUUUUUAUUUUAAUUUUUUAAAAUGAAACCCCAGUCUUUCCCUUUUGGCAUAGCUUUUAUGAUGAGACCACAAUUUUACACAACAAAAUGUUACAACAAGCAACUGACCUCUCCGCAGAGGUGAGCCCUGCUGCAGUUCUUAGAGCUCAUAAAGAAGAAAGUCUUCCCUGAAGGCACCACCGUGUUGCUGAGCUGCCUUUCCUAGUGUCCUUUCCCUGGGGCUUUUGUUUCCUGUUGCCAAGAGCUGCGAUGGCAUCUUUGUGAUCAGCACACCUCGACUCCUCUCCUGACAUCUGUGACCAGAGCCAUAGCUCACCACCUUAUGUCAUGGUGUCCAAUCUGGUUGCUUUCUCUAAUUAACUGCUAUUUUAACUACACUUUACAAAGCUGUUAUUCCCAAACACACAGACAGGGAUUUCUCUGCACGUUUCUGGCCUCCUCUGUGUGCAGGUCCCGUAAGCAGCAGCUCUUUCUCGAGUGGUUCCCCCACACGUGCACCGGUGAGAUGCGGUCCUCCGCUUUAGCGUAUCAUGCCUGUUGCUGAAGCCACCUCUGUCUCGCGGCUCUUCAUUGCAGGGAACUUGAGCUGUUGAGUGCAGGUUCCAACCUACAUUGGUAUGCAGAUGGCUUCCCUAGAAAUGACUUUUAUAUUUAUUUAAAAACCUUAAAUUAUGGGAUUUUGUUUCUGUUUUUGUUGUCUUUGUUGGUCAUUUGUCAAUGUACAGUCACCAACCAAUUCUGCUCACUUCUUGCCAUGGAUAAAAUGGGUCUUUCUGGCCAAUUAAAAAGAUAAAUUUUAUAAAUGGCACUUUAAACAAGCCAUAGAUAGUUUUAUUUUUAUAAUGCACAUGGCAAGCAAAUGCAUUUGUGAUGGCGGAACUGCUCAUCCAAGUAGAAGAUUUGUGGACGGCGUGGUGUGAUUAGUCUCUGACUUGCCUUUCUUCAAAGUGUCCGGCAGGCUGAUUAUCAGCUCCAGAGCCGUGAGAAGCUGAUGCCGAGGUUCUCCCACAGGCGCCCUCCACACGGCCUCUCACUGGCCUCUCACACCUAUGUCUCCUCUCGUGUAGGACCAGGAACCAUAUGUAAUGUGAGGGUUGUACAUGCUUCCAAGUGUCAUUGUGCCUCUCCAGUUUAAGAACUUCUCUUUCUUGUAGAGAGUGGGUCCGACAUACUCUGUUUUACAACGGGAGGAUCCCGUGAACUGGCCACAUGCCACACACAUCUGCAUACAUGUGCAUGUACAGUAGUGUUGAUUAUUCCCAGCAAAACGGCAAAAAACAAUUGAUGGCCGUUGUCAAACACUGACUUACAGUAACUUAGAACAACUGUACUUCUGUUGGAUUAGCAAAUCGUGUGUUUAAACAAUCCCAUAUGUUGGGCAACAGUUCAAAUAAGCACAGAGAAACAUUGCCCAAACUUGGUUCUCUAACUCUAGUGCAUUUGUAAGGCUGGGCUUCAAAAUCAAAACACCCACCCCCAACACUGGCAGGCAAAGUGCUAAUUCUUGAAACAUGCAUGGGAAGCUGACGGCCAUUUUCAGGAAGAGCAAGCCCACCAAGAGUUGACCGUCUGUGUGUCCUAUUUAUAUUGAGCAGUGUCCCAGCAGGGAAGGGUUGGAGCCAGGACAAGAUCCCCCAGUCCCGGUGGGAGUCGGGGACUGGGCCUCCAGACACUUUCUGGAGGUAACAGCUCGCCUUCACAAAGACAGUCUUGUGGCACCCAGAACCAGGCAGACAGCCUGGGGUGCCCGGGCCCGGAGAGGUGGUUGGCAGUGACGUGCAAUGACGUGACAAGGUGAGAGUAGACUCCUGAGAGACUUAAAGGGAUGGCUUCCCCAUAACUUAUUUAUUCCUUUUUUUUUUCUGUGUAAAUAUAUUUAUUUUACUGUGGCGCUCUAAUAACAUCCGGGUGGGUAUGGUGCAGAAUGUAUGUAGGAAUGUAUUGCUUGUAGGAAUGUAGAUCUGUAUGUAUUAAAAGGGGGAGCCAAGCCAGCCCCCACCUGUCUUUUCAUCAGAUACACAGUCCACAUUCAUUCUUAACUCUCAUCUUCAAUAUGGGUCUAUUUAAAAUAUGCAAAAAGGUGUGGAUGAGGAAUGUUCUAAUACCUCCAAAUUUUUAAGAAAAUCAAGCAUAAAAAGGGUUGAUAAUUUUUUAAAGUUUUCUUAGUAGCACUUUCUCUUGAUGACGGAAGGGCAACACACAGGCACCCACCUUCAUACCAAAGGGUGAGAAAUGGCCACAGCCUCCUACACCACCCCAGUGUCUUUCGCAAUUGAGCUUUUUAUCGCCAUAGCCCCAACCAUCCUGAGGUCAAUCAAGGAAAAUUUCUUAACGACGUAAGCUCCAAAGAGCCAAAGUAUCAACUUAUGGAUCAUUUUUAAAGCCUAAAUUUCUUACCACCUUUGCAGUAGACAAUGAAUUAUGAACACUGCAAGGGCAGCCUUCUUAAAUGACAGACACAAAGACUGCAGCGAUCGCUGCUCUACUCUGUGAAUUGUCUUAACUCUGAAACCUUGCUCUUACAGAUUGAACCUUUUUACAUUUCUGAAAAUAGCAGAAAGAGCAUAUUUGACUUGUCCUAGCUGUAAGUGGUUGAUUCUUGUUGCCGCCCAGCACCCGGAUGCCAGCGGGGUCUUCGUCCGCUCGCCCAUGUGCGACUGUCUCCAGUGCUUCCAAGGGUGGCUCUACACGGCUCUCAGCCGCGAUCAAACGCUCUUGCAGACAAAGCCAGUAUAGAUUUUGGACUUUUGGGGAAUUUGGGAGAGGAGCAGUCCAUACGUUACAGCUAAAGUGUUGAACGUGUACAUGGGGACGUGUUGGUGCGUGGAUUUUGAGGAAGAAGGUGUGACCUUUCCCCACAGUCCUGAGAGCUGUGCCUUUUCUAUGCAAUAUUACAGACGUCACAUCAGAACCCAGAGGGCUGUGUUCUAAACAAUUGGACAGAUUAAAUGUACAUGGAAAUGAGCAGUCUUUUGUAGUUUUAUAUUAUACAAUAAACAGUUAAAAGAUGAAA